AUGUCAAAGGCAGUCAAACCAGUGAAGCGAGUGACCUUUGGCCCAGUCACAUACUUUUCUGCACCUCUCAUCGAAGCCUCACAAGGCCCAGACUCACAUGAAAACAGCCGUCUCGUAGAUGCACCGGCGCUGCGCCCGCGCGUGUCGAGGCCGGCGACAGUGGCGAUCGGCGCUGCUGGGGCAACGCCGCACGUACAGAAUCAAGCGGACGGACUCCUUGAGAUGGGAGAACCGGAGGAGUACGCGGCGCAGCCAACGCUAUCCCUCGGCUCAGCCGUGGAUGAACCCUACGCAGCACUGUCGUCUGUUCAACAGGCCGCUAAUGUCCCCACUUUCCACAACUGGAAGGGAGGCGACACGCAGGACCGGACACCGGUGUCACAUCCGCGCGCGACUCCCGCGACCUCACCGGUCACUCGGCUGGAGUCGUCCGACGAUGACACGUACGACACACCGGUGGAGAGCAGGCCUGCCACACGGCGUCAUCUGAUGGGCGCGGCAAGGCUCGACGGUCCGGGGACCCGCGAACCGCCACUGUCAAUUUUGGAAAAGUCGCCUACGCUUUCGCAGCUGGUGUCAGCAGUGGACGACGUCCUUGGCGGCUCCCAGCACACCCCACGGAGUCCGUUGGCGGCCUCCUCCUCUGCGAUCGAUCCUCGAGGCAGCUGCUAUUCAACGGAGGUCGCAGCGGAUCGAUCAUGUAGGACGAACUCUUUCCCGCCGACGCCAAUGAGUCUGGUAAAGGUGCAAAAGACCGACGCAUAUGACACGAGAGAAGACAGCGGAUGCUCCAACCCACGGGUCGUGGCAAGGCGCUUGGUCCACCACCGGGAAGGAGACGAGGGCGUCACAGCAAGCGGUUCCACCUGCCAUGCCUCCCAGUACAUGGCCGAGUCGACGGUGGCGCUGACUGUGCCCAAUAAUGCAAGUGACAACGCGCACCCAUCCUUCUGCGUCUUCUGCGGAAUCGGUGCGAACUGCGGGAAUGCUCAGGAGGCACUUCCACUCUGCUUCUCUGACGGCAUUGCGUAUCACACGGCGUGUGCCCUUUGGUGUCCAGAGGUCUUCUACGACAUCGAACUCGGCACACUGAAAGGCAUUGCAGACGCGGCACACCGAGCUCGCCUUAUCAAAUGCGCGUGGUGCCGCCAACCAGGAGCGGGGGUCGGCUGCGCCUGCCCGACGUGUCAGCUGAGCUUUCACGUCCCUUGCGCGGUGAAAGCGCGGGCGUCGAUUAGUGUGCAGGCAUUUGUGCUCUACUGUCCAGCCCACAGAUCCGCCACCGUCAGCAGAACUGCUGGAGAUCAGUUCGAUCCCUCAGGCGGUGGGGCGGCCCUGAAGAGGACCAAGGUCGAAUAG
This is a messenger RNA of Leishmania mexicana MHOM/GT/2001/U1103, 1359 nucleotides long. RefSeq lists its product as hypothetical. Bases 1 to 1359 code for a protein of 452 amino acids. Gene Ontology annotation, biological process: regulation of transcription by RNA polymerase II. The transcript has a single exon. The record is from RefSeq and is a predicted model, not a curated record. Gene Ontology annotation, cellular component: nucleus. Lineage: Eukaryota; Euglenozoa; Kinetoplastea; Trypanosomatida; Trypanosomatidae.